ACCAAGUCUGAGCCCAAUCUCGCGCGUAGACGUCGUCAAUCCCAGCGUGCUGCACGCUGUAGUAUCUCUUUCACAGCUGAGACAACGCUUCCGGCCUCCCGGCCACCGCUGUCGCCGCUGCUAGCCGGCAGAGCUACCCGGUUGACAGAGCUUGUUUGAAAACCGAGCGCGUAGCGAUGGAAUUGCCGCCGGGCUGGCAGACCGAUGGCUCCAUGUAUCAUGGUCUCUCCCUCAGCUUGGUGACCGCACGAGGCAGGUCGACGGCGGAGGUCGUGGCGUGGCUGCCGGCGGCGAAAAGCGACCGCACGGAUUUCUUCGGCGAGCCCGUGCCCCUCUUCCGCGUCCGCUAUGUCGACGGCGCGACGCCGGGCUUCGAGGUGGACCUCGAGUUGUCCGAGGUGCGGGACAGUCUCACGGAAGCGUCGCGCGCGAAACUCGGCAUGCCGGCGCUCGCGCCCGCGCCCGCGGCGCCGCCGAUCUCGCCCCUGUCCGCGGCGCUCGCGCCCGCCGUCGCGCCGGCCGUGGCGACGCCCGUCGCGCCGCCGCCGCCGCCGCCGCCACCACCGACCACAACAGAUGACUGCCGCGCGUGCCGCGGCGCCCACUCGAAGCACACGUGCGGCAAGGCCCGCGGGCCGCCAAGCAGUCCGAGACCGGUGCCACCACCAGACGCCAAGCCGAAGAUGAAGAAGCAGUCGGGCUACAUCUACCACAACGCCCAGCAGCGGGAGGCGGCGCGGGCGGCCGUCGAGGCCGAGGCGCCCGAGCUCUCGACGCAAGAAAAGAGCCAGGCCGUCAUGAAGAAGUUGGCUGAUAUGUGGAACGCGUUGGACGAUGCCGCCAAGCAGAAGUAUUCGGAAGACGCGCCGCUCGUCGAGGUCAAAGAAAGGAAGAAGCCCGCCGCCGCCGCGCCCGCGGUGCAAGUGACCGCUGCGCCGGCCGAGGAAGUGGAGCCGCCGGCGACGAUGGAGGGCUUGGAUCUACCAGCCAAACCCACGGACUGGCCCAAGGAGCUGGGCCAGGCCCUGCGCGCGGCGCGCGUGCCCUGCGCGUUCGUGUCGCCCAAUCCAAAAAGAGCGCGCGGGAACACGUCGAACUCUGUGUUGGACUACGACCAGUACAUGACGGCCACGACGGUCGACGAGUUCUUCUCCCGAAAAGGCAACUGGGGCCACCUCAAGUACGACGUGCAGUCCGCCGCGGCGUCCUCUCGAUCGUCCGCCGCGUCGACGGCGUGGAGGCUGAUGCGAGUGUCGUACGCCAUCGCGUCGCGUCGACGGCGUCGAGCGUGCCACACGCAGGCGGGGCUACUGCACGCUCGACGCGGCGAAAUUAGAUGAGUGCUGGCUCAGCGUCCGGGACAAGUGCGUCCCGAAGGCGGCGCGCGCGCCCAAAAAAAAGACAAUCGAGGUCGUCGACGCCGACGGCCGCGGCAUCGUUGUUGAAAGUAGAACGCGGGGCAAGAAGCGGCGCAUCGUCUUCGACCCGUCGCCCGAGUCGCCCGACCAAAUACCGCCCCCACCAAAGCCGAAACAACCGCAAAAGCGCGUCGGCAACUUCGCGAAUUCUGAAGAGGUCUACGCAUUGUUACCAGCAAAACCAAUGGAACAGCCUGCCUUUUCCCACAACUUCGACGAGCUCGUCACGAAGCUCGACGCCGCGACGGGCUGCGCGAAGGACGCCUGCGUGGCUCGUUUAUCACUGAAAGCGGGCGACGUAUUGCGAGAUCCGGGCACGUUCGGGUGCGAAGGUGUGGGUGAGGACUUUGAGAUUGUCGGAGACGUCUGCUUCUCGGUCAAAGAUUCUCGUACUCGGAGAUUAGUGCGCCACGACCAGCCCAAUGUACGAUUGGAGGUCGUCGACGGUCUGGUCGAUACGAUCGGCUGGCGGCUGUUGGUCGAUCUGGAGCCGGGCGCGCCGUUAGUUGCAGCUCUACCAAUACGUCGACCGGCGCCGCCGAAGCCUGCUGAACCGUAUAAACCUCCAGAAGCUGUCGGGAUGGUCAUCGAUCACGGAGCGGAUUCGUCGGACGAAGAACCGGAACCGAUCCCCAAGCCCGAGAAGGAGAAGUUUUUGGCGCCUACAAUAGAACAGCAGCGCAAGGAGCCGAAGCUGCCGCCGCCUCCGUUGAAGAUCGUGGAUCCGCGGCCGAAACGGACGUACGCCGACGUCGAUCGCGUGAGGUGGAUCGCCGGCUUGUAUCCAAAUGAACCGCCUCCGGAGGACUUUGAUCUUGUCGUUAGGGUGCCGUCGCUCUUCUUGCCUUAUGGCGGAUUGUCGACGCCUUCUGUACAACGCUCGCAUCGGCCCUUCUUCCGGCCGCACCAGUUUCUUGCCGAAAGGUACUUCGAGGUGCCCGAGGAGGUGAGACGGCCCGUGAUGAAUUUAGAUUGGCACACGGAGGCGUGGGUCUCAAAAAGGGCCGAGCGCCGCGCCGCGGCGUUGGCUCAUAGGUUGGCGACGGGGAGCGAAGCGGAUAGCGAUUAAUGUAUGGCGUGUUUUA
Molecule: messenger RNA, 2503 nt
Organism: Pelagomonas calceolata
Lineage: Eukaryota; Pelagophyceae; Pelagomonadales; Pelagomonadaceae
Source: the annotation of a GenBank genome assembly